CCGAGGGGAGCAGCCCUGCUCUUGCUGCUGGCAGUACGGUUCCUCCUUUGUAGCAGAAGGAGGAUCUGGCGAAGAGGCUCUUCGGGCCCCUGCGGCGGAGGCUGCACGAGUUCAUCGAGGUGGAGGGCGCGGGCGCGGAGCGGCUCUACCUGUGCGCCGCAGUGACUAAAGGUGAAGAAGUAGAAAUAUGUAUGGUUAAACACCUCAGAGUAGAUCGAGAGGAAAAAUAUGAAAUAGUUGAAAAGUGGUUUUUGAAAGACCUAGAAAUGAUUGAUGGAAAAGAAGCAGAUACUGAUAAUCCAUAUUUUGAUAUGCACUUCCACAAAGUCUACAGUAUGGAAGCAUACAGUUGUGCAUCUAAAUAUACCUUUGCUCGAACAUUAAACGAACUGAAUGAAAUGUAUCUUAAAAAGGACUUGAAGAUUGUGAACUUUGAUAACACCUACUUAAAUGAUGAUUCAUUCUGGUCAUCAAACAAUAGAGAUUGCUUAGUACUUAUGAGAAUAUGCUUUUAUGCUUCCAACCUUUUAUGUCUCUCCCUAUGUCCUCUGUCCUAAAGAUGGAUUUUAUAACAUUAAAGUGACUGUUUCACUUUUGCUGACUAGAAUUUCAUAAAUCAUAUGAUAAAAGAGAUAGUAAGCAAUAUGCAAUAUCUGCUUUUUAAUUUUACAUGUAAGUCCAAAAUGAAAUAUACUUUUUGUAUAAGCAAUUGAUCAUUAAUUUAUAUAUAUUAGAAGGGCCUAACUCUGACAAAUACCUACAAAUGUAGAAGACUUUCAACACAGGACCAAUAAUUCACCUAUUCAGUGGUGACUGCUCAUAUAAGUAGAGUUCAGCGCUUGAUCUUAUGUUUGUAGAGGCAUAAGUAAUUCUUCAUUAAUAGCCACAAAUAUUUAAAGAGCAUUAGUAGUUAAUUUAUGUCUUGGAGGUAGAAAAAAUAAAGCAAACAAAUGAGAUCUGUACAGGAAUGAUGCACAUUUCCAUUUUCAAACUCAUUGAAGUAGAGAACGCCCUUAAAGAGAUCAUGCCUACAUGAAUACAAGAACCAAAUCUUGGUCCUGCUGAAUCAGAGUUUUGCCUUCAGAUUCCAUGGCACCAACUUUUUACCUAUGCAUCUAUAAUUAUUUUUUCUCACAAUGUCUAGUAGUCCCUUUAGCCUAUCCAUUAUUUGUGAUGCCAUCUUAAAAACAUAAAAUGAAUGUUUUUAGGUAAAUAGCUUGCUUUAUUUGUCAGACUUCUUAGCACUUUUUUCUUUUAUAUUAUUAGUGUCUUCUUUGUUGCAAUUUAUUGUUCAUGUAUAUGAAUUGACCCAGGUAGAGAACGGAUAUUGUCUAUGCCUCUUCUCUGCCUCCAAACCAAUAACUAACAAAAUACUUCUGGAGAUCCUAUAUAAACUGUAGUUGGUGGCUAUUAGUUACAAUUACUUCAUAAGCAAGUGAUAAGCUUCUCAAAGUUCAUAGAAUUAGAAUUCUGAGGGUAAUUUCCACCUGAUGCUAGCUACGUAUUGGCUUAUUUAGUAUGCUACUUAAAUGUGUAUCAGUACUUACAGUUACAUUUAACAUGAGGUGGAUUCUGCUGAGUGCUUUGGAGGAUUUCACCCGUAACAAAAACAGUGACAGUAUUAUAUUAUGGUAGAAAUAGAGGACAAAUUAUAGCUGCAUUGUCUGGAAGCAGAAGAGGAACAAUGUUGACAAUAAGCAGCAUAGUGAUAUCUCAUCAGUCAGCUAAGCUAGCUGGCUGGUCUUCCUGUAGACAGUAGAGAAAGAAGGGGCUCACCAAAGCUGAUUCAGAGAAACGUAAAAUGAGUUUCUGGCCUGACCUUCCUGCCUGAGAAAACUUGCUCUCUCUUUUGGAAGUGAAGAGAGAAGAGGAGACUAGCUGUGGACCAGAACAGCUAAGUACCUCAAGUCGAUUGAUAAGUAGCUCCCAGGAAACCACAAGCUGGUUAAUGUCUUCUUCCAAUAUAUGUCACCUGUAAAAUGGAUAGUCAUGCAAGGAUACUGUGGCUCUUACUGCAUUGUCGCUUUUCACAUGGACUCCCACCUUUAAAAACAUUUAUAUAAAGGUACUAGGGAUUCAAAAUUGAAACAAAAACAAAUGAGAAUAUAUUUGAAAGAUUGUAUAAGAUGUACAGCUUUUUACUUUACUUUUUAAUGCUGUCCUGUUGCUAGUAUAUACAAAGGCCAUACAUUUGAUUAUCUAAUCUUUGAAGUUGCGUAUUUUAUUCUAGACAUAUGUUGUAAGUGAUGUUCCUUCUAACAUAACCUUAAUAAUUAUGUGUCCCUUGAUAGUUGUGAAAACAGUUUAUAUGAGUCAUGCAAAUCUUCCGGAAUUUGUAAGGACUUGUGUCAUACAUUUACCACCUAAAUAUUGUAAGAGAGGAGGACUGUAUUUCCAAACAUUGUUUAUGAAAUUUGGUUGUUAUUUUCAGAAUGUCUUUGGGAUAAUCCAGUUCGAGUAUGUAUAUUGUAAUGUGUGAUCCAUACCUACAAGAACUAUUUGCCCAACAUCCAGCUUGCAUAAAGCCAUUUCUAAUAGCAAGUAGUGCAGACUACUGUUAUGUGUGACACAUUGUCUCAUUUGGACUGUGAAUUAUUGUAUUGUAUUAGAUAAAAAAUAUGGAACAUCUAAUAAUAAACACUCCAUUAGCAAUCCUUUGAAAUAUGUGUACGGGUAGUGAAUUCCUGACCAGUAGUUGUUUGUAUUGUGUUAGAAACUGAUUAGAGAAAACUCUAGCUAAAAAUGACUAUAAUGUUCAAAUAUAUUCAGUUGACUUGCACAAGUAGCUUUCUAUUCUUCCACUGUAUAAACAUUAAACUGAUUAUAUUGGAAUACAA
Messenger RNA from Rhea pennata, 2837 nucleotides. It is a transcript of the gene EXOC1L, whose product is annotated as exocyst complex component 1 like. NCBI's taxonomy places the organism in Eukaryota, Metazoa, Chordata, Aves, Rheiformes, Rheidae. The record is from RefSeq and is a predicted model, not a curated record. The coding region runs from base 192 to 557 and encodes 121 amino acids. The transcript is spliced from 4 exons.